Molecule: messenger RNA, 754 nt
Organism: Cimex lectularius (bed bug)
Lineage: Eukaryota; Metazoa; Arthropoda; Insecta; Hemiptera; Cimicidae
Gene: ND-PDSW
Product: NADH dehydrogenase [ubiquinone] 1 beta subcomplex subunit 10
Exons: 4
Coding region: 120-602 (160 amino acids)
Source: RefSeq, a predicted model, not a curated record
AUGGUUGUUCCAUCGGGGCCACGGUCCCUGGUACUUGGUAGCAGGGCCAGCAGCUGAUUGCUUCCUCGGUCAUCUUCCAGGUUUUUUUCUUUUCGUUCAGCAUCCUAGAAUAAACGAGGAUGGGCGCUGACUCGAAUCCCAAGGACAGUCCCUUUAUGAGAUUCUGUUUCGGAGUCGUCAGCAUGGUCGAGGGGCCGGUCGUCUGGUUCAGAAAGAACAUCGUCGAACCCAACCGGAAGGAGUACAACUGGUACCACGAAAAGCUAAGGAGGGUACCGACCAUAGACCAGUGCUACGACGACGACCCUUUAUGUAAAUUUGAAGCCAACCAACAAUUCAAGCGAGACAAGGCUGUUGACAAUGAAAUUGUAAGUAUAUUGCGACAGCGUCUUGAGGACUGUCAAUUAUAUGAGGAGUCCGAUUGUGCUGAGAAAUGCAAACCCCUCAGAGAGCAGUAUAACGAAGCUGUCACCAACUGGUUUAUCAAAUAUGGUGAUCUUGGUGCAUACGGGGAUGCCGAGUGUGCCCUGAUGAAGCAAAAGCAUCGUCUUAUUUGGGAAAGACGCCAUGGACCCGUCGGUUCUGGAAUGAAAGAAGAAUAAACUUGGAACAUUUUAACCCUUUCAUAGUAAUAAAUUGUAAAUACUUAUGGAAAUAUAUGUAGAAAUUGUUAUUGUUAGUUGUAUUUGCAUUACUUAACAAUUUUGGUAUUGAACAAAUAAAAUAUAAAGCAGAAAAUUUAACGAGAUUCAAA